UCUGUACACAGGUUUUCAGGAAGUUAGCAGGUUAUCUGGCAGCCCUGCACGAAUCUGCAUAAAAUUACUUCCAAUCUGCUGUAUUGCAGCUUGCAGUUACUCCGUUUCAGACCAAACCCGGCCUAAACUAAUGAACCAUGUGACAGAGGAACUAACGCGCGAUCAUACGAUGGCCAAUCAUGCUUGUGCUUUGUUCCGGGAUUUAUUUUUGAAUCCGAUGAGUUAAAAACCCGACAUUGUUGCAGCAGCGCUGUGGAGUAAUAUUCCCUUUUUUGUUUUAUUUUCUAGCGCUUACAAUAUAAACAUGGAUUUAGAUUACUUUUUCCGUGGAAUUAGAGGAAACGAAGAUCGUUAUCUUCAGUCACUGGAGCAGAUUUGUAGAAAGUAUUCUGCAGAAAGAGAGGAUUCAAUCAUUGUUGACUUGGAAACUAUGACCUGCCAGACACCAGAUGGUAUACUGCCUUGGGACGGUGAAGUGGUAUACAGCAAAGAGUUGAAGAGAAAGAAGAAAUUAAUUGACAAGCAAAAGAAAUGCAAGGAUGCUGUUAAUGAUGAAGAGAUGAUGGUUCAUGACUGUGACAUCAGGAUAUCUGAGGACACCAUGGACAACAGCAACUUUCUUCAGGAUCUGCACAGUGAUGAAGAGAAAACUGUUAAUGAAGAUGACAGCAUGUCUUCUGAAACUGCACACGACUGUGUUGCUAGUAACCAGGAACCAUGCGGUGUUGAGACAUCAGGUGAUGACUGCAUAAUGUUGGAAGCUAGUCAAAACCCAGCUGUGGAUGAAACUCUUGAGGGUCCAAGUGAAAUUGGUGGUGUCCUUUCAAUGGAUGUCGGGAAGCAAUACCGAGUCGAUGUUGACAUUUUGAUGCAAGAUGAGGAGGACCUGCCCGGCUAUGUUUUGGUUGACUGGGUGCAGAAAUCUCAACAAAGUCCAAACAAUUUUGAAAAUUCAAUGGGAUACCAUGGGGAAAGAAACAAAGAACAUGCCUCUUUCGUUGUCACACCUGUUAAAGUACCCAAUCGAUUGAAACCUUUGGAGGAAACAUUUGAUGUAACUAAUGUGUCUGGAUUGGAGAGCAGUAACAGUUCCUCGGAUUCUUUCCUGGCUGACCUGUAUCCAGGAAUGGUGGCUAAAAUGCAGAACAUAAUAAAGAGAGAGUUAACAGCACAUGCUGCAACUAACGUGUUAAAACAUUAUCGUAAAAACUCCUGGUAUAGCAAUUCAAAGUCUUCCUUUUCCAAGGGUCUAAUUCGGAGAAAGAAGUCUAAAAGUAAGCACAGUGAGACUGUAAUUCUACAAAAAGCUGAUCAUGCGUCCUCCUCUGAAGGCAUUGAUAUAGUUCAGUCUCCAAACCAGCUGGAUAAAGGGUCACCCUAUAGAACCAUGAUAGUAUCUUCAAAUGACACUGUAAGUUCUCCUGGGGGACAUUUCUGUCCUAGGGAUUCCUGUCUAACUAGUUCUUCAGUGGUUUUUGAAACCAGUCCCCAUGUAGUCUUCACAGGUUCUCUUGGACAUAAAUCCCUGAGUGAAACUAAGAUUGCAUCCACUCAUCGUACACCAUUAAGAGAAUCCAUUAAAGCCUGUCCAAGUUCUCUGGGACAUGAACCCCUCAAUGAAACCUUGAAUGUUUCCUCUUACCAAACAUUACCCAGAGGGAGUCCAUAUGUAACCAAUCCAUGUUCUUGUAAGUCGCCAAGUGCUUUGUCCAGUAAACCAUCAAGAGGGGAAUCCUCUGAGGCUACAGCAAGUCCAUUUAGACACGAAAUGGCCAGGAGAUCCCUUUUGUCAGCCAUGUCUAGUUCAGUUACACCAACAAGAGGCACAUCCUAUGAAGCUUUUAGAGUUGAAUCACCAAGAAGGGAGCUGCUUUCUGCCAUGGAAAGUUCUAUGACUAUUACACCAAUAAGGAGGAGAUUCUGUGAACCCAUUCAUAGCUCUCUUGGGAUAGAGUCACUCAAUGAAACCAUGAUUCUUUCCCCAAAAAAGAAAAUGUGCAAUGCCAGUGAAAGUUCUGUUCAACUUGAAUCACCAAGAAGGUGUGUUUCUGCUAUGCCAAGUUCUUUGAUGGUUACACCAACAAGAGCAAGAUCUUUUGAAACCACAUCAAGAUGGGCACUUCUUUCUGCUAAACCAAGUUCUCCUGCAAUUUCACCAAGCAGAGGAAGAGCCGUUGUAGCAAUGCAGUGUUCUGUUGGUAAUGAAUCGCUAGGAAGUGAACCUUUGUCUGUUGCAGCUAAUCCAGCAAGAGAGAGGUCUUGUGUGGCUUCACAAACAACAAACCCUGCUGCUCUGGAAAAUGUGGUGCUAAGACCAAAAGGCGCUUGCCGUUUACUUAGAAGGAGUCAUUCAUAUUCGGGAUUAAGCCAGAAAACCAGUGGAGUGAACGAAGAAUUUGAAAGCCUUUAUGAAAGGCUGUGUUCCCCAAAAGAAGGCAGUGGUUUGCUAAAGGCAGCUGGUAGAAAUGAGCGAACAUUCUCUCCCAGUUUUAGAGCUGUGAAAAGACCAAGUUCCUGUUCUCCAUGUGAAGCCUUCACUCGAGUGAAAAGAGUCUGUGGUGAAUUUGAAGCAGUCAGUUCUAUGAAGAUUUUGCCUCAAAAUGGCAAUUAUCGCAUGCAGCAAAAAAACUCGCCAAAGUCAUCCCCCAUUAGGAGCAAUGUAGGGAGUCUUCUGAGACAUCGUGUGGCAAGUGCUUGGGAUGCAAUGAAAUACAGAUCCUCAUUAAGAAAAACCCACUCCUUUUCAAGCUUACAGCAUGCUGAACUCCAAACAAACCCAUUGGAGAUUGCUCAGAUACCUAAGAAUUAUACUUGUCUAGUUGGCGGUGGACAUAAGCAGUCUCCUUUGAAAGUGAUACAAGGUAAAGAUGGUAUAAUCUUUGUAAAGAUGCAGAACCCUGUAUCACCAACGGUUCCCUCUUCUAAACUCUUCUCAAGAGCCUAUCUAGAGAGCCAUUCAUGUCUUGAAACUUCAUCAAUGUCAGAAUAAUGGAUGGAGACAAUCUACUCCAAUACAAGACCAAACGUUUUGGGCAUCCAGACUGCUGACCUAUCUCUUGUCCUGUGUGGAAAUGUGGAAUAUGCCCUCCCAACUGAUGUGGAAAGUUUGUUUUAAAUCUGUGUUUUAAAUGUUUAUACAGUACCAACAUAAAUUCUGGAAACAGCAAACGAUUAAUAGCAAGUUUAGCGGUAUUGCCAAUUUUUCCUAACUCAGCUCAGACCGCUUGUUCCUAAAUGCCUUGGAUCUCUGAAUAAAUAAUCAUCUUCUCUUUAAAAAAAUAUUUAAAAGAUUCUAAUGAGCCUUCUCAAGUAUAAUAGUACCCCAAAAUGUUCUCCUUUUUGGGGAGUUUGUUGCCGGAUAACUUCACAGACUAUUUGCUCAUUAAAUAUCUUGGUAUCCCUGAAUAGAAAAUUGUCAAGUUUUAGAAAUAAGCAAAAUAAUCCCACAAGUGUUGUGGUACCCUGAGACUGAUUGCGUGUUUUUAGUGGAGACAAGGAACUAUUUAGGGAUACCAAUAUAUUAAGUGAGGAAGUAGCCUGAGUGAGGGAGGUUAUCUGGUAACAACUCCCCAUUCUCAUCGGGAUACCAUUCUACCUGAGAUGCUUUGAGCAUUCAAAUAUUUUGCAUCUUUUUAAAGGAGAUGGUUAUCUAUUCAGGGUGACCAAUAUGUUUUGGUAAGUGUGAGAGGGGGGAAAUGGGCAAUAAAGUCAUCACUCCCCGGUUGUUUCCAUAAUUUUGUGCCAGUACAGUCAUAGUUGUCCAGGUCAACUGGAAACACUUUGUCAUUCACUGACCUGUUUGUUUAGUUAGGUUUGGUAAUGACUAGUUUGUUUCUAUAUGUUUAAACGGAUUAUUGAAAAAAAAAAAGUUGAACCAUUUAUAUGUGAGUCGAAACCACAGUGUUAAAGGUAGAAUGGAAAGGGUUUUUAUUAUUAUUAAUGUAUUUCUCACUGAGACUUGCUUUUAAAAAGUGUAGGCUCAUUAUCUGUGUGUUUCAAAUACAGUGGUAUAUAUUCCUGGUACCAAACUGCUUCCUGUAAAUCUGGUCUAAAACACAGGAAGUCAUCAGGAACAUAAUAUAGUGUGUUUAAAAAAAUAAAUAAAAAUACAACUAUAUUAAAGAGACAAACAAUCUGAGAUAUUCAGCACCUGAAAAUAGGAAAUCUGUUGGAUAGAGUUAAGUAUUCACGUAUGAUCUCCACUACACCCCAUCACUGUGGAUAAUAAAGAUGUGGAUUUUAAUUAAUUGGUUAUUAGUCACAAACCUUGUAAAUAGUAGUUUUAAUUUCACACCAAAAGAUUAAAAGAAUAUAGUGGUUAUCAAAAUGUUGUAUUUCAAAAGUUGCCUUUUUAUAUUUGAAGAUAGUUUUAAAAAAAAAAUCUUGUUUCUAAUGUUUUUGUAGCAUGUUAUUAUGUGGAAAUAAAAUUGUUUCCCUAAAGCUGUUAAAUCUGUUGGAACCACAUCCUGUGAGAAGGCAAUUAACAAUUGAAUCUGUUGGGUUCAUCAAGGUCUGAGAAGAUGCCAAGUUUUAUUAUAAAGCUUAUUUUUAUUAAAUACAUUUUAAUAAGACUGACACGUCUGUAUCAAUUGCUUUAAUACCUGUACAAAUUCUAGUAUUAUACAAAUUCAGUUCAACAAAACAUAUAAUAGCCAUCCUGGUGAUACAACCUCUGUAAUGCAAGCAGUUGAAGUAGUGGGAUGGGUUUUGGAACAUGUGCAGCAUCUGCACAAAGGGAAAUAGGCCUUUCGCCCCUGUGGUUUAAGUUUAAGUUGCCUUAAUAAAUGUUCCCUGUUGUGAGAUGUUUUGGAUUAGUUUGUUAGUUUACAGGACUGUAAAAUUGCUUGUACUGUAUAUUGUGUGCCAGAUAUAUGCAUAUUUUCUCAUUAUUAUUAUUAUUAUAUAUAUAUUUUUUGGGGGGAGGGUGGUAAUUGUGGUCAUUCAAAAUAAAAAAAUAAAAUAAUAAAAAUAAAAAAACCUACAAACUGCAGAAAUCAUGAAUUAAUUGAAUACAUUAGGGUGUGCCAGAAGAUAAUCUGCAACAUUACUUACGCAGGCAAGUCCAAUCAUAAUUUGUUUCAUGGUAAUGCCAGCAGACUCCAAUUCUGUUUAAUGAAAUAUGAAGCAAUACCGCUGGUUUUCAUUUAAGAUGGGCACUGGUAGAAUAUUUGGACCCAGCUAGCAUUAAUAAGUCAGAUACCAUGACCCUUUAAGUUUUUUACCGUUCUGUUUUUAUUUUACCAGGAAAAUGUAAUUGAAACAUAACUUCUCAGUUACAAGGGUAUCCUGGGUGCAUCACAGUAUGCAACCGCAGCAUACAGUUAUUAUACAAUCAUUUUAUACAAUCAGACAUGAUGGAAAUAAAUGAAAAUAGCAGUUCAAUAAAAAAAAAAAAAGUUUCAACCUAUCAUUAGAUGAUGCUUGCA
Acipenser ruthenus (sterlet) is the source of this 5426-nucleotide messenger RNA. RefSeq lists its product as uncharacterized. The transcript is spliced from 16 exons. The record is from RefSeq and is a predicted model, not a curated record. The coding region runs from base 305 to 2989 and encodes 894 amino acids. NCBI's taxonomy places the organism in Eukaryota, Metazoa, Chordata, Actinopteri, Acipenseriformes, Acipenseridae.